Messenger RNA from Corapipo altera (White-ruffed manakin), 1279 nucleotides. Its product is annotated as zinc finger protein 239-like. Bases 272 to 994 code for a protein of 240 amino acids. The transcript is spliced from 3 exons. NCBI's taxonomy places the organism in Eukaryota, Metazoa, Chordata, Aves, Passeriformes, Pipridae. The record is from RefSeq and is a predicted model, not a curated record.
CUUCAUAUUUUGGAGUAUUUUUUAGCUGAAUCUCAAAUUUUUGCAGUUUGGAAGGACAGGGGUCUUCUUACUGUUUCUGAGGGACUUUUUUUCCUGAAUCUCAGGGGUUUGGAUUUUUCUGGGCUGAAUCUUGGUGUUUUGGAGGUUUUUAUGGACACAGGGUGCCCAGUGAGUUCUAGAGGUGGACUUGGGCAGGAGGAACCCCCAAGCCAACGUGCUCAGCCCUUGUUUUCCCCCCCAGCAGGAUUUCUCCUUCCCAAAGCCUGGGCAAAUGGAGGAGGAGGCUGCGAGGAAGAGGAAGAUGCCUCGGGCCCCCCAGGCAGGCCCCGAGCUGAGGACGGAGAGCACAGAGGACAAAUCCCCCCGACAGAACCUGGUGGGAGAGGCCAUUUUGAACGGCUCCAUGGUGCAGGAAGGCAGCAGGGAGGAAAAGGGUCGGAGAUCUCCGCAGAGGAGGGGCUCCAAAGCCAACCUGGGGUGCUCUGAGGAGGAAAGAGCCAGCCUGUACCGGGAAGGCGGCCAGAGCUUGAGCCAGAUCUCUAACCUGGUGGUCCUUGAACAGCCUCCCACCAAGGAAAAGCCCUUCAAGUGCUUGGAAUGUGGGAAGAGCUUCAGAAAGAGCUCCAGCCUCCUCACCCACCAUCACAUCCACACUGGGGAACGGCCCUACACUUGUGGGGAAUGUGGGAAGAGCUUCAAGUGCAGCUCUAACCUCCUCAUCCACCGUCGUAUCCACACUGGAGAACGGCCCUACCCGUGUGGGGAAUGUGGGAAGAAGUUUCAGACCAGUUCACAUCUCCUCGACCACCAGCGGACACACACGGAUGAGAGGCCCUUCCGCUGCACUGACUGUGGGAAGGGCUUCAACCAAAACUCCCACCUCAUCAUCCACCAGCGCAUCCACUCCGGGGAGAGGCCCUACAAGUGUGGGGAGUGUGGGAAAAGCUUCACCCACAGAUCUGCCUUGACCAAACACCAACGGACCCACUGGUAAGGAAAGUCCUGCAAGUGCCCCAACUGCAGGAAGAACUUCAGCCACUGCUUCCACCCUGAAUGAACCCCCUGAUGGUGAGGCAACCCCUGGAGUCCAGUGACUGUCAGUCCGUCCCUUUCAACCCCUUUCACAGGGACAGGUUCUUCCAACAGAACCUAUGGUGUAUUAAUAUAAUACAAACCACGUAGACCUGGCUAGUUUGGGGGUUCUCAACCAAUUCUUCUUUAUUCAAAUGAGACAACAGUUUAUAUAUGGGUUAACACAUCACACCAGCGCGGCGUGCCC